Cinara cedri is the source of this 1519-nucleotide messenger RNA. NCBI's taxonomy places the organism in Eukaryota, Metazoa, Arthropoda, Insecta, Hemiptera, Aphididae. The record is from the annotation of a GenBank genome assembly.
UAUUGAAAAGACUACAAAUGUAUGAAUUUAAAUUAACCUUUUAAAUAUUCUGUUUUUUCUUUAAAAAUAUUUGUUAAUAAAUAAUAAUUAUAUGUUUAAGCAAUUCAAAACAUAUCAUUACAAUUUAAUAUUAUUUUAAAUAAUUAUUUCAUUUACAAUGACUAGUGUAUGUCGAAUAUUUUAUCGAAACAUUAAUACACCAUUAUCAAAAAUAAUUACAACAAAAUUAAGAGUAUCUUCAUUAGAAUCUAUUCGGCAUUAUAUUCAUGAUGAACCUCAAAAUACAACCUCAAAACAAGGAGCUUUUGCUGAAUUUUAUCAAAAAACUAAAGAGAAACAACCUAUUGAAGAUGAUCAAGAAUUUGAAGUGUUACUGAGAAAUUCAAAUUUUAUAAAUGUUAAAUUUGUGUACAUUUGUAUUUGUAUAGAUUUUUAUUAUUGUUUUUUUUUUUUUUGUAUAGCUUGGUGAUCCUGUUGGUAAACAAGUGGUUGGUACUAUAUUUCAUGUGGUUGAUAAUGAUUUAUACAUAGAUUUUGGAUGGAAAUUUCAUUGUGUUUGUACACGACCAAUUAAAAACGCUGAGUGAGUAAAAUUAUUUAGAUAACUAACAACUAAGUUUUAUACAAAAUAUAUUACAGUAAAAACCUCACUGUGAAAUUAAGUACAAAAACUAGCUUUAAUUAAAAAUUCAGUAAAUAUGGGAAGUAAAUAAAAUAAUUAGCAUUUCACUUGUCAUUGUUAUGAACACAAUCUAACUAAAACUUUUUAGGUAUAACUACUGAUUACUAGUAAAUUAUGUUUUUAACAGAUUUAAGGUUUUUAAAGUAAUGUAUUUCAUUAAUUAUAAAUUGUAGGUCAAAAAGUUUAAUUCAUUAAAAUUUAGAAAAUAUUCCGAGUUUUUGAUUAGAAAAGAAGUUUAUAAAAUAAAAUUUUUAUCUUUUCUUAAAAAUUCUUUUUGAAAUUUUGUUGAUUUUUUUUAUGUAUAUGUGUAAAUUAUUUUAAUGAAUUUCCGCUAGUUAUAUAAAUACAAACUUAAACAAAUUACUUAAUUUGUUAUAGUAUAUAAUAACAUAAAUAAAUACUAUGAAAUGUUAAACACUUUUCAGUCAUACAAAUGAUGCUCAGAAUAGAAAAGAUUUUGGGCAAUCUAAAAAAAACUAUCAACCACUUAUAAAGAAAACUAAUUUUAAUUGUAUUUUGUUUACAUAGUUCUUAUAUAAGAGGAUCACAAGUAAGAUUAAGAAUCAAAUCCUUAGAAUUAGCUACCAGAUUUUUGGGUUCUGAAAAAGACUUAACCCUACUUGAAGCUGAUGCAACUAUUCUAGGUCUUUACAGAAAAGUAAAGUAUUAAAACAAAUAUUUAAUGCUAUUUUUUAAUGUUUAUAAAAGGAUAAUGUUUAUGUAAUUUGCAAUUUGAAUAUUUAUUCGAUUAGAAUUUUUUUUUUUUUUUUUUGAUAGAUUUAUUGUAAAUCUUUAGUCUUGAUUAUAAAAAAAAUAUAAAAUAAAAUAAUUUCAAUA